AUGACUGUUCGGAGGAAGGAUGCCAAAUCUGUGAAGAUCAAGAAGAACCCAGAAAAUGUGAAGUUUAAAGUCCGUUGUUCAAGAUUUCUGUAUACUCUUGUGGUAACUGGUAAGGAAAAGGCAGAGAAGUUGAAACAGUCUUUACCUCCUGGUCUUCAGAAAGAAGUAAGCGAGACGGAGUGGAUUGAGGUAAGCGAAGAGAGGAAGAAGACGUGGGGAUUAUCUCAGGAAAGUCGAGAAAGGGGAAGGAAGACGCAAUUUCUAAAUUGCAAGGGAAUCACGUGGAGGUAG
Messenger RNA from Gryllus bimaculatus (two-spotted cricket), 291 nucleotides. The record is from the annotation of a GenBank genome assembly. NCBI's taxonomy places the organism in Eukaryota, Metazoa, Arthropoda, Insecta, Orthoptera, Gryllidae.